UGCGAUAGCACGAGGCGGUGGCUUUAAAAGUUAGCUAGCUAAAUAGGCUAGUUGGCUAGUUAGCCAACUGCAGCUAAGCGGCUGCACUCAGUUGGCUGUAUCCAGCUAAUUAGCCAACUAGCUGGCUAACUGUGUUAAAACUAACCCAUAUUUACCUGCCAGCUGUGAAAGUCCACGGCAAACACUAUUAGCGAGCAAGAAGACGAGAAGCGUUAGCUGGCUGGCUAGCUGGCUAGCUUAUCUAGCUAACUAGAUAGCGCGCCGGCUAACAUACAUAAACAAUGCUUUCCCGCCUGGGUUUGAAAAACCUCGAUUGAGUCUACGCCGUGCCCACUUACUUCACCCACAACAAAACUUUCCAUUCCAACUUGUUUGAUAGCUGUGAUCGGUUUGACGUUUCGGUGAGACACUGAAAAGGCACUAACAGCGUUUCUAGGCUCUUUAACUUCUGAUAGUCUGUUCUGGUUCCACCUUUCUGGUCAGAGUGGAGUUUGAUCACUGCCUUUGGAUGGUUAUGAUGCGAUUGGUGCCCGUUUGCUUAGAGCUGUUAUCGAUGAAAAAGGUUCAGUUUAUUAAUAAGAGUUCAGUUGGGUUCACUGGGGACAUUGGGACAUGGGAAUUUUAUCCCACACUGUGAUGGAGGGUGAGGUGAGCCUGGUGGCAGGCCGCAGUCAGAGGGAGAAGAGGAGAUCUUAUAAAGACCUCCUGCGAGAAGAAGAAAUCAUUGAUGCAGAGGUUCGCAAGUCCUCGAAGAAACGUCCAAAGGACGCAGAGGGGCACUUAGCAAACAGUGAGCUUCACAAGAAGAAAAAGAAGAAGCAUGAGGAAGAUGAUUGUCACUACAAAGACCAUGGCUCUGGGUCACACCACAAGAAGAAGAAAAGACUUUUGGACAGUCAUGGUGCAUCCGUGUCCUCCUCCACCUCUCCACACACUGCUGUGACUGCCAUGGGCCUCCUCCAAGCCAUCACUUCCCCCACGGCCGUGGGCUCUGAGCCCAGCCCCUCAUUUCCCAAGAAACCUUUGUACCCCUCCCACCACAUGGUUAAGGAGAAAAAAAAAGAGAAUAUGGGGAUGCCCAAGCCUGUGAAGAAACAACAACAACAACAACAACAACAACAACAACAGCAGCAGCAGCAGCAGCAGCACAUAGUGCGAGAGGCACUGCCUGUGGUUGGAGAGGAAGUGGAGUUGGAAGGGCACUAUGGGGGUUCGUAUGAAUUUCUGGACGAUGACAGCUCCUCUUCGGGGGAGGACACAGAUAACGGGCAGCUUGUCAUUGACGACUCUUUUGCUCCGUAUAGCAAGAAGAGCAAAAAGAGCAAGAAAAGCAAGAAGAAGAAGGAUAAAGAGAGAGACAGAGAUAGAGAGCACAGGCAUAAACACAGCAGCAAAAGCGUGAAGAAAAACACAACCAAUGGCAGUUCCGAUGGUGGGUUAUACACUGUAGGACGGUCAGGAUCUCACAGUGAGAAGAAAAAGAAGAAAGAUGAGAAGUCCAGGUUAAAGGUAGAGAAGACAAAGAAGAAAGGGCUCACAGCAUAUCAGAUCUUCUAUAAGGAAUAUCGGUUGAGCAUCCUAGAGGAACAGCCAGGUCUAGAAUUUGGGGACUUGAGUAAGAAGUUGGCAGACGCUUGGAAGCAGCUCCCUGAGGGAGAUAAACAGGUGUGGAGGGAAAGGGCGGAGUAUCUUCAGCACAAGAGGAUGAAGUCAGAGUCCAGUACAAGUAAACACAGCAAACACAGCCAGCCCAAACCUGCCAAAGACACCAGCAAAUCAAAAGGUGGUGCGUCAUUCACAAACGUGGUUGCCCCUGCAACAGUAAUGCCAGCAGUAUCAAGUGUGCCGAAGAGAGCGGAGCCAGUAGUCUCCCCGACGCAGAACGGUACAGCUCUGGUUCCAUUAGCUGAAGUCCCAUCCUCCCCUCUCAGAGACCCAGAAGUGGACCCCAUCGAUGCCGCUGCACACUUGCAGCUGCUGGGGGAAUCACUCUCUCUGAUUGGUCGCAGGCUGCAGGAAACCGAGGGUAUGGUGACGGUGUCAGGCUCUCUCUCUGUUCUUUUGGAUUCUGUGCUGUGUGCUCUCGGUCCUUUGGCGUGUCUCACCGCUCAGGUGCCAGAACUCAAUGGCUGCCCUCCGCACGUACUGUCAAACACUCUGGACAAUAUAGCCUAUGUCAUGCCUGGACUCUGAAUGCUGCCGGACCAUCUCUCCACCUGGCCUCCCCCACCCCUCUCAUGCACACUCACACUAUCUCUCUCUCUCUCUCUCUCACUCUCUCUCUCUCUCUCUCUCUCUGUCUGACUCUCUCUGUCUGACUCUCUCUCUCUCUCUCUCGCUCUAACUCUCUCUCUCUCUCUCUCGCUCUAACUCUCUCUCUCUCUCUCACUCACUCUAACACUCUCUUUUCUCUCUCACUCUCUCUCUCUCCCCUAUGUGUGAAUAAAGGACCUUAGCUGGUAGCUCCUCACCCUUGGGCCCUUGCUGGCCCAAACAAUACUCCUGUUUUUCAACAAGGAAAAGGACUUGAAUUGCACAUUUUUGCACUGGACAGACCACAGGAACAAGUCUACUUUUAACCUGCUUCUUAACCCGUUGUUCCAUUUUUAUCCUAUCUACUAUUGAUUUUGUAUUUCUGUUGGUGUGUGUUUUGUUCUUUCAAUUAAAAGUAUUUUAGUGAUCGCUUUUA
This is a messenger RNA of Pygocentrus nattereri (red-bellied piranha), 2689 nucleotides long. Its product is annotated as HMG box-containing protein 4-like. Lineage: Eukaryota; Metazoa; Chordata; Actinopteri; Characiformes; Serrasalmidae. The coding region runs from base 613 to 2193 and encodes 526 amino acids. The record is from RefSeq and is a predicted model, not a curated record. The transcript is spliced from 12 exons.